This is a messenger RNA of Phytophthora sojae, 504 nucleotides long. RefSeq lists its product as hypothetical. The transcript is spliced from 3 exons. Lineage: Eukaryota; Oomycota; Peronosporomycetes; Peronosporales; Peronosporaceae. The record is from RefSeq and is a predicted model, not a curated record. The coding region runs from base 1 to 504 and encodes 167 amino acids.
AUGAGCGACGGCAUCGCUCCUGGCGGCGCUUCUGCGCACAUGGAUGCCUCUACCAGCUCUACGGGCGAGGAUUCGGGCCUCGUCGACAAGUACGGCAUCCCCACCAGCAUCCAGCACGAGUGUCAGAAUGAGUUCACGGCUACGAAGGACACAACAGCGAUGUCGUGGCAGUCAUGUCUUCAACGACAAGCCAACUCGUCCAACGCAGCAUUGCACAUGCUUCGCGAGCACGAAGACCAUCCCUUCUCGCUGAAGGCAGCCAAAGCAAAACAAAAGGCAAAGAUGAAAAAAAUUCAAGCCCACGACGCUGCAGUCUCGACCGCCGAAUCCGCUGCCGCCAAACCAAAGAAACAGCGCACUAUUGAGGAGACCAUGAUUGUGAGUGACGACCAGAUUCGCAUUAUGGCCACGCGCUGGCUGUUGUCGUCGGGUCUCCCACAUACGACACUGGAAAAUGGAGAGCUACUCAAUUUAAUGCAGAUUUUCAAUCCUUCGUCGAUUUAG